UCGAAAAUAAGGAAAACAAAGUGGUAAGAUUAUUGCACAACUUAACAAAUUAUUCGACAUAUGUAUAUAAUUUUUUGCAUUUCUUUUGGUUACCUCCUAUAGCACGAUUUAAAUAAUAAGUCAGUGUAUUUCUUUUUGCAAGGUUCGUGUGUAAGGACCAUUCUGUAAGAGUUUUAUUGCGACCCUUAAAACAAAUUUUUUAUAUUUGACGGUAAAUAUUAACGAUACGCACUUCAUAUGCUUCAUUAUUUUAGAAAAAAAUUUUUAAUUAAUAAUGCUGAAAGAUCAUUUCUUUAUAUAAUUUUUCUUUAUAUAAUUUUUUAUAGAUCGCAAUAUUAAAAUGGAAUUUAGACCUAAAACUUUUGAUUUGGAGAUUGCCUUUGCAGCAUCUAGGAGAAGACAGAUGAAGAAAUUUCGUGGUCCAGAUUCGCUUCUUUAUUCUGCCAUUUGUCCCGCAAUUUAUAUAAUAAGAAUUCUUGGACAAGCACCGUACAAAUUUUCAAAGGAUCGUUUGGUUCCUUCCAAUGUUUAUUUGAUAUUUUCUUUUGUUUUUUUAACCGUUUGUUUUUACAAUGUAUACAUAGUAUUUUAUCAAUUUGUACAUUCGACAAGAAAAGAACCAAUCCUUGGAGGUACGGAAUAUAUUAAGGUGACAUUUAAUUGCUUCACAAUGAUAUAUAGCGUUCUAAUGACAAUGUGGACAAGAAAUAAAUUCGUUCAAAUUUGGAAUAACAUACAAGAUUAUGAUGAUGCUGUUAGAUUAUUAGGAUAUCCUCAAAAGGAAAUAAAAACGAGAAUAGUUUGCUGGAUUCUAAUAAUUUUAAAUAUCGCACUUUGGACUUCAGUCAAUCAAGUUGGAAUGUACGCUUUUACAGAAUCUUGGAUUUCUAAUAUAGGCUACAUGUCCCCAUAUUUUGGUAGUUGUAUAGCCGUCUACAAAUUUAUUGGUAUUACUUUUAUAUUGGGUCAAAGAUUUCAUCAUCUCAAUGAAUUAGCAACAAAAUAUAUAUGUUCGAAACGAAAGAACACUCGACCUAUGAAAAUCGAUAUUAAAACUAUUCAAACUUGGCACAACGAACUUAUGAUCGUCGGAGAAAAUUUAAAUACUUUAUAUACGUGGGAGAUUCUUUUAUGGUUAGCAAAUUUGAGUAUUCAUAGUGUAAGUGACUUAUACUUUAUUAUCGAUAAAGUAUUAAAUGAUUGGGAUAAUUUACAUUGGCCAUCGAUUUGCUGUUUAGCAAGCUGGUUUUUAGUAUUUGUUACUCAACUUAUUAUAUUGCACAUUUCUUGUGACUAUGUUUCGACUCAGGCAAAUUCUAUGGGAGGAAUCCUGAUCGAUUGGCAGGCCUGUUUAAUGGAAAAAAAUUCUUUAAAGACACCCAUAGAAAUGUCUCUACACUUCAUCAAUCGAAAAUUACAAUUCACAGCUGCCGGAUGUUUUUGCAUCGAACUACCAUUAAUCCGUUCGAUAGCAGCGCUCUUGACAACGUACUUGGUUAUUCUCUUGCAAUUACAAUGAGUUAUCGAUUUUCAAGCUAAUUCUAUUUUUUUUUUUUUUAUGACAAACAAACGAGUCGAAUCACAUUAGUGUAACAUUGUUCUUAGCGAGAAAGUAUCGAGAAAUGGAAAUUAUAACGGAAGAGUACUCGCGAUAUUGAUUUUACGCGGAACGACUCGAGAUACGUAUAUACUUUACUCAGAAAUUGUAUUGCUUUAUGUAUGGAAAGUAAUGGAAAGGGAUGAACCUUGUUGAGAUAUAAUACCUAUGUUUCUUUUAUUUCGUUAAAUUAACACAUUCGAUGUUUUAACAAUAAAACGGAGUUUCCAAAUUGAAAAUAUAUAUAAUACGUGAUAAUAAUGCGAAAAAAAGAAAAUAAAUAAAAGAAAAAUGAUCAGAAAACUCGAUCAGUGAUAUUAUCAAAUAGCAACCCGUUUUAUUGUUCGAUAGGUUCAUUUUUAAUAUCUAUAGAGAAAACCAAUUAAAAUUGUAAUUAGAAGAACGAACG
Vespula pensylvanica (western yellowjacket) is the source of this 2006-nucleotide messenger RNA. Its product is annotated as putative gustatory receptor 28a. The record is from RefSeq and is a predicted model, not a curated record. Gene Ontology annotation, biological process: sensory perception of taste. Bases 341 to 1519 code for a protein of 392 amino acids. The transcript has 6 exons. Gene Ontology annotation, cellular component: dendrite; membrane; axon. NCBI's taxonomy places the organism in Eukaryota, Metazoa, Arthropoda, Insecta, Hymenoptera, Vespidae.